ACAAGCGAGGAUGUCUGUCGUGUCCUGCAGACCAGCUGAAGUGGAGUUGCGGUUUAAUUGAUCACAGCUGCUAAGGAGAUGAGAACCAUUCCGGUGGUUUAGUCACGUGUCCCCAGGGGGGGCGUGCUGUGCUCUGGGAGUCGGGGCACGGUGGGAUCCCGUUAGCGCUGUUUGCGAGCUAGGGUAGGGACAGCUCACCAGUCGAAGUACUGCAAAUUGCAACAAACACAAAGAGGGGGAUCAACAUAGUUUGUUUGGAGAAGCUACAUGUUUGUGACAGAGGGUGUAUAUGGUUCUGGGUGGGAUUCUGACGCAUCUUGUUGAGAACAGUGUUCGGGAAGGUGUUUUAGCAAACUUGGACUAAUAAUUAGGCUACCGGUGCAUGCUUCGUGAUACUGGGACGCUAGAUUGGAGGAAUACGACUGAGAAAGAGUUUGUCAUCGGGUGGAUUGGCUUGCUACAUGCUUAACAGGCUGCUCUAACCCUCCCAAGCUGUCACUCUUCACUUCAUGAGCUUCCAUUUUCAGGUCUGCCAAUAGACAGGUAACUGACCAGCUUCUGUGGGAUUUGAUGUCGGCUCUAGAUUGUUUCAACUGAAAAUGGAAACACUGGAGUCGGAGCUGACCUGCCCAAUCUGCCUGGAGUUGUUUGAAGACCCGCUACUUCUACCCUGCGCCCACAGCCUGUGCUUUAACUGUGCCCACCGCAUCCUCGUCUCCCACUGCUCCACCAACAAGCCCGUUGAGUCUAUCUCUGCCUUCCAGUGCCCCACUUGCCGCUACGUCAUCUCCCUCAAUCACCGCGGCCUGGAGGGGCUGAAGCGCAAUGUGACUCUGCAGAACAUUAUCGACCGCUUCCAGAAAGCUUCUCUGAGCGGACCAAACUCCCCAAGCGAGAGCCGGCGUGAGCGCCCCUUCAACAGCCGAGGCUCCCCAGCCACCGCCAUGUCGCUCGAGCGCAUCCGCUGCCAGUUCUGCGAGCAGGACCCGCCACGAGAGGCGGUCAAGACUUGCAUCACCUGCGAGGUGUCCUACUGUGACCGUUGCCUGCGAACCACCCACCCUAAUAAGAAACCCUUCACCAGCCACCGGCUGGUCGAGCCCGUGCCGGACGCCCACUUCCGGGGCCUGACGUGCAUGGAGCACGAGAACGAGAAGGUGAACAUGUACUGCAUCGUCGACGAUCAGCUGAUCUGUGCCUUGUGCAAGUUAGUGGGCCGCCACCGGGAGCACCAGGUCUCUUCGCUGAGUGAGCGGUUCGAUAAACUGAAGCAAGCUCUGGACAGCAACCUGACAAACCUGGUUAAGAGGAACAGUGAAUUAGAAAACCAGAUGGGGAAGCUGAUUCAGAUCUGCCAGCAGGUGGAGGUGAACACAGCCAUGCAUGAAACCAAGCUGAUGGAAGAAUGUGACGAGCUAGUGGAAAUCAUCCGGCAAAGGAAGCAAGUCAUCGCAGUCAAAAUCAAGGAGUCAAAGGUGAUGAAGCUUCGUAAGCUGGCCCAACAGAUAGCCAACUGUCGGCAGUGUCUGGAGCGUUCGAGUGCACUCAUCACCCAGGCUGAACACAGCCUGAAGGAGAGCGAUCAUGCACGUUUCCUACAGACUGCCAAGAACGUUGCUGAGAGGGUUGCCAUGGCAACAGCAUCUUCACAGGUUUUGAUUCCGGACAUCAAUCUAAAUGGGGCCUUUGACAACUUUGCUCUAGACUUUUCCAGAGAGAAGAAACUUCUAGAAGGGCUGGAUUAUUUAACAGCACCCAACCCUCCAGCCAUUCGGGAUGAGCUCUGUACUGCUUCUCACGACACCGUUACCGUCCACUGGGCCUCAGAAGACGAGUUCAGCGUCGGCUCCUACGAGCUGCAAUACACCAUAUACACCGGCCAGGCCAACUUUGUCAGUUUGUACAACUCGGUGGACAGCUGGAUGAUCGUCCCCAACAUCAAACAGAACCACUACACAGUACACGGACUCCAGAGCGGCACUCGCUACGUUUUCUUUGUCAAGGCAAUAAACCAGGCUGGCAGCCGGAACAGUGAUCCUGCCAGGCUCAAGACAAACAGCCAGCCAUUUAAACUGGACCCCAAAACAGCCCACAAGAAGCUGCGCCUGUCUAACGACUGCCUGACGAUGGAGAAGGAUGAGAGCUCACUGAAGAAGAGCCACACUCCUGAAAGGUUCAGCAGUACAGGGUCCUAUGGAGCAGCUGGCAACGUCUUUAUUGACAGCGGCUGUCAUUACUGGGAAGUCCUUUUGGGUGCCUCCACCUGGUAUGCGAUAGGCGUCGCUUAUAAAUCGGCACCAAAGAACGAGUGGGGCGGAAAAAACUCAUCAUCGUGGGUGUUCUCGCGCUGCAGCAACAACUUCAUCGUGAGACACAACAGCAAGGAGAUGCUGGUAGACGCCAGCCUGCAGCUAAGAAGACUGGGUGUCCUCCUGGACUAUGACAACAACGUCCUCUCCUUCUAUGAUGCCAUGAACUCACAGCACCUCCACACCUUUGACAUCUCCUUCAUCCUCCCUGUGGUUCCCACUUUCAUGAUUUGGAACAAAUCCAUGAUGAUACUGACAGGACUGCCUGUCCCUGACUUUGUAGACUGCACAGAGCAGCAGGAAUGCAUCUGCAGGCCUCAGGAAUCACCUUACGUAUCAAAGAUGAAAUCAUGUCAAUAGGCCCGAGAAAAUAUAGCAGAUAGUUGUUGUUUUUUUGUUGUUGUUUCUUAUUUUUCCUCAAGUGUUUUUGUUCAAAUAUUAUUAUAAGAGAACAAUAUGUUGUGUACAGUUAAAUGUCGCAGCGGUUGACUUUAGUGUGACUACUACUCUUGUAUAAAAAAAAUAAUAAUAAUAAUGUUAAAUAUUAUUUAUGAAUAAUAAGUUGGAUUGCUUCUUGUCAAGUUUAUUGUAUCCAUAUUGCACUUUUUAGAGUUAUUUUUUUAUUUUCUCGGUGUAAACAUAAAUGGGGGAUUGUUACUUUUUAAAUUAUAUUUUGGUAGAAUGUAGACGCUUUGUCUUCUUCAGAAAGGGGCUGUAGCUUGGGAAAGUGUGGCUUCAUUUUUAGAACAGUGGGAUAUCAUCUUUCAAGAGAAAACAGAGAACACGCACAACUUUACACUCCGAUGUAGAGGGAGUUGGAGAACUCCAAUACAUUUUUUUUGUGUUUUGUGUUAUUUUGUUUUUUUGAAAAAACAUGCUACUGUCCAUAUUGUGAUAUGUAAAUGCAAUGGAAGCAACAAUAAUUAUAAUACAAUCUUAUUUCAAUGGUCGCCUUUUGAUUACUUUUAGAAUUUAAUACAUUGUGCUAAAACAAAUUGUACUAGAAAGCUUACCUGAGGUGACUCUCUUUGAGGAAAAUAAAUUUGAAUCCACUGCACAGUACUGUAUGUGGCUAGAGUUUAUGGUUAGGUGGAUGUAUACCAUAUUAACAAGACAUUACCUCAUUAUAACGUAAUUCCCAUUGUGUGGGCUAUUCCAAAUUCAACACUGCCAACUCCAGGUCUGAAAUCAUGUUUUGAAUACUGUACAAGCAGUAAACCUAGUCUCUAAAACAUGAUCUGCAAUGGGCAAUGUAUUUUGAACUCUUUAUCUUGCCUACAAAACAUUGUUUGUUUUCUUUUGGCCUAGUUGUUAUUAACCAAAUUCGUAAAUGGUUGAAACAUGAAAAAAACCAAGUGUUUUGGAUUGGGUCUUGCAACCUCCAGAGUUCAUUUGCGGUGUGUUGUUGUUACAUUGCUGUGGACUCCACCCAUGCACACUGUGUCCAUCUUUUUGUCAAGGUUCCAGCUGUGUGUUGAAAUCUUAAUUGUAGGUUCACUGUAGUAGUUUCACUUCUUUUAUCCGAAGUAUCUGAAACUUGUCACCUGGUCUCCAGUCCGCUGCUUUCAAGAAAAGCAAAUUGUCGAGAACGUAAUCAGAGAACUGGGCAAUUGAAAGAUUACAGGGGACAUGGGCGGACAUGAUGUAGUUCUUGUCAGCCAGUCAUACAAUUCGAAGUUCUUCUAGUUUUGACAUUUAUUUUUUUUUGUGGGGGGGGGGGGGGGGGGGGAGAGAGUUCAUGCCUGUACUAGCCUUAGAAACUAAUGUUUUUGACUUGUUGGUAAUCUUCUUUUCAUUUUAUUUUUUAACCUGGAUUAAAGCUAUCAAUUUCCAUUUUUUUUACAAGUCCCCGUAAUGUUCAAUUAAAUUCUUCCUAUGCAUGCAUUUACUAGUUGAUUUGCAUAUGCUCAUCAGCCAUUAAAAUUGGUGUUGCCACCCUAUUUGUAGAAAUACUCAUUCACCUAGAUUUAAAAUUGUAUUUUCCUAAUUUAAUAUGUAGUGAUGUGUAAUUUCAGUCUAUAUAUUGUUGGGAAAAUGUAUUGGUACCCCCCAAGCCCCAAUGUUUUAGUAUUCCCCUAAAAAUGUUGAAAUUGUUUCUUUUAUGCAAAGAUUUAAGAUGAUAUAAAACAUGAUGUAUAUGCUAUUCAGCUUUUUGUCAGGGGAGUAUAUUGGUCAUAAAAAGUGACAAUCAAUGUUAAUCAUGUAUUAAUUCUAAUUCUGUUGCACAAAUACCUAAAUUCACCCAUCAUAUCUUUUAAAGGGAUGCAAACUUGGGUGAUGCUAUUAAUACUGGUUAAUACUGGGAAAUAUGUAUUUUUAUUUUUGCAAUGACACCAUGGAGUUUCAAUCAAUGACAUUUAACUUAAUUCAAGAUUGUUCACGUUUCUGGUGCCCAAAUGUACCACACGGGUAGUGCACCUGAAUGUAGGCUUUUCAAGGUUUAUGGUGUAGAAGCACAUACUGUUUUUUUCAACAAACCGGACUAGUAACUUCAGUAGUAACUUCAUAUGGAUUUGCUGUAUCAAAAUAGCAUUGGAACGAACCCUCAGUUAUCAUUUAGAAAGCAACCUGCAGUGACCGUUGCAAUGCCUUCUGCGGGAAGUGAAAGUGUAUUUUAAUAGAAUUAAUCUGAUUCAGUAACAAAACAACAUCAGAAACGUUUUGGAGAAAAAAUAGGAAUACAGUUGCCUAGAAAUUCUAAUAUUCUUCUGCUUAUGACUAAAAAUGCCUGGGUAAAAAUAAUCCUAUACUGGAAUAACCUCAAACAAAAAGAAAAAAUCCUUUGAGAGAGAUUACACCAUCAUGGUGUAGAAAACAGUUUAUUCAAAGUUUAUGAGCAAAAUAAAAAAAAUUUUAAAAAAAACUAGGAAAUUGGUUUGACAGUGACCUGCUGUUCCUCUGCUAUGCAGUAAUAGUUAAUGUAGCAUUGUUUAAAAAAAAAACAAAUUUUUUUUUUAACCCAGAUAGGAUUUCUAUGGGGAAUUGCAAUGAAUUGUUGAGUAUAUCUGUAUCUGCAUAAAUUUGGGCUGCCAUAAAAGUAAUAAAAACAGCUGUGUGUAA
Acipenser ruthenus (sterlet) is the source of this 5369-nucleotide messenger RNA. Its product is annotated as probable E3 ubiquitin-protein ligase MID2. Bases 600 to 2669 code for a protein of 689 amino acids. Gene Ontology annotation, molecular function: protein binding; zinc ion binding. Lineage: Eukaryota; Metazoa; Chordata; Actinopteri; Acipenseriformes; Acipenseridae. The record is from RefSeq and is a predicted model, not a curated record. The transcript is spliced from 12 exons.